UCUUUUUCUCUUUUUUUCCCUUUGGUUCAUUAGCUUUCAACCUGUUUGUUGAUGUUGUUUAUGUUUUUCUUUGUUGAUAAUUAUUUUAAAUAGUAAAACCUUUUUGAUUUAUUUAAUUCUUAGUUUAAUCAUGGAGAGUGACAUUUCUGGAUCAACCACUGAGCCAAUUACAAUAGAUGAAAAUGGUACUGAGAGUACAAAUGUUGAUGGUUUAAAUGGUACCGACGGUGAAGGUGAUGAUUCAGAGAUGAGACCAAUGGAAAUGAGUGAUAAUAACAACAGAAUGGUAAACACCUGAAGCAUUUAUCGACCGUCAACUGAUCAACUCAACUGAAUCUUACGUAAUCUCCAAAAGAAAUUUGUGUAAAAAUUCUGAACCUUUAGCGUUCAUCAUUACAAUUUCCAGUAUCCGAUCAAAAGAGCGACGAGAUCAAAUAAGGGCAACAUGGAUGAAAGAUGCUCUCUCAGUUGGAUUGAAGAUUCUCUUCUCACGGGGAUUUUCCGUUUUCCAUGAGGAUUCAACAGAAAUUCUGAUAGAAAAUGAAAUUAAUCAAGAUAUUCUACAAUUUAAUCUUUUCGAUGAUUGGAGGAACUUAACUCUCAAAACAAUCGCCUCUCUCUCAUGGUACAAAAGCCACUGCUCUCAGGCGAAAUAUUUUAUUAAAGUGGACGAUGAUGCGGUCAUUAAUGUGGACAAUUUGGUUACCAAUUUAGCCACUUUUUCAAAUUCUCAUGCAAUCAUUGGCCAUCUUCUCAAAUCUAAUGGUCCUUGUUUCGUUUGGUGGAAACAGAGACAUUGUAUGCCUUUCGAGGAUCAUCAUAAGUUAAAUUACCUCGAUUAUUAUCCGCCCUACCCUGCAGGUCCCAUGUACGUACUGACUCGAGCCGCUGUGAUACUAUUAGUUAAUCAUGCUAAAUUAACUUCUCGGAAGGAUAUUUAUUUUCUGGAGGAUGUUUACAUUACUCUAUUAGCUCGUGAAAUUGGCAUCGAUUUGGUUGACAAUUCUCAAUUUCUGUUCUGCUCUCAAUUGAAUGAAAGAAAUUUCCAAGAGAAAGUGGCCAAUUCCGUCGUGAUUUAUGAUUGCUCAGCGAAACAAUUUGAUUCUAUCUGGUCGUUAAUUCAACGAAAUUAACAAAAUUCUAGUUUUUCCUCUCUCUCUCUCUCUCUCUCUCAACUCUAAAUACCAACAAAUCAGGAGAUUUGCAAUGAUUCUUGUGGUCCCCAACUCGUGAUGAGUGAAAAUGAUUCUGUGACCAAUAUGAUUAACUUGAAAUCAGUACAUCAUUUCAUGGUAAUCAGCAAAUUCUAACCUGAUCAAUUAUCUCCCAAGCCAAGAAAUGAUCUAAAUACUAAUCGAUUAAUAAUAUUAUCAACUAACAAUCUUUGCUAAAAAAUGGUUUUUGAUUAAAUGAGUUUUGAUUA
Messenger RNA from Panonychus citri (citrus red mite), 1423 nucleotides. Its product is annotated as beta-1,3-galactosyltransferase 1-like. Gene Ontology annotation, molecular function: hexosyltransferase activity. Gene Ontology annotation, cellular component: membrane. The record is from RefSeq and is a predicted model, not a curated record. The transcript has a single exon. The coding region runs from base 450 to 1133 and encodes 227 amino acids. Lineage: Eukaryota; Metazoa; Arthropoda; Arachnida; Trombidiformes; Tetranychidae.